AUGGCGACGGGCAGCAUCUCCGCGUUUCGCUUCCAUUUUGGACGAGUCGACAUGAAAAUGCGGUAUAUCGAGACCGAGCGCUACAGGCUGGAACGAAACGCUCCCUGUGUUCGCGGAGCGAUCGACUCCGCAGCCAAUACCAACCUGGUAUACUGGGCAGGUCACUUGCUCGCACUGAAAGAGAUAGCGCUACCCUACGCGGUCGAUCCAGACACUCUUGCAACGCUCAAGUACGAUCCCUUUGGGUCCCAGGUCUGCUCCAGAACCUUCACUGCUUAUCCAAAAAUCGACCCCUUCACCAAUGAGCUUGUUGUGUAUGGCUAUGAAGCAACAGGCCUUGCUAGCCUGGAUGUGGUCACCUACACGCUUGAUUCCAAUGGGACCAAAGUCGAGGAAGAGUGGCUUAAGGCGCCGUGGAGCCGGUGGGCACCACUGGGCGUGGAACUACAGGCGCCCCGGCAGCCUUCAUCGUUGUGCCUCGGCGGAAAAGCACGAAGCGCCCUUCUAUUUGGGACGCAGAUGAAAAAUGUCGGGUUUAUCAAUGGCAAAACUGCAUGCCUCUUCGCACAGCCGGAGCCUGGGAGGCGGAGGAGGACGGUGGCAUUAAAAUUUGGGUUGAAAGUUCCCGCGUCCUUGGGAAUGCCUUUCCAUUUUUUCCCGCCCGAUGAUGGCCGCACACCAGCUACAGACGCGAAGUGCGAUUUCGUUCGCUGGGAACUGGAUCUCAAUGCCCCUUCCCGCUCUUCCGUACCGGAUCCGCGGGUGAUCCUCGAUCUCCCAUGCAAGUUCCCUCGCAUCGAUGAGCGUUCCUUGACCAAACAAUACAACAUUGUGUUCCUCGAUAAUCUGAACGGGUUGGCAAUGCAUGAUCACAGGAGUGGGGAAACCAGAAUUUUCUGUCCUGGAGAUAACUGUGCCGCACAAGAACCAGUCUUUAUUCCAAGAAGCGAGGACGCUCCGGAAGGGGAUGGAUGGGUCCUCGCGAUGGUGGAGCAAAAGGCUGCUAACAGAUGCGAUGUCGUUGUCCUCGACACAGCCCAAUUUGAAAAGCCAAUUGCAGUUGUGCAGCUACCGUUCCACGUCAAAGCACAAGUACAUGGAAACUGGGUGGACUCCACUCGGCGAAAAGGCACUCAAGAGCAAGGCCUUGUGCACGAACCGGAUGAGAAGCCCAUUAGUGGGAGGGGAGCCUUGGCGCCUGUUAUUUAG
This is a messenger RNA of Aspergillus pseudoviridinutans, 1209 nucleotides long. RefSeq names its product carotenoid oxygenase family protein. Bases 1 to 1209 code for a protein of 402 amino acids. Gene Ontology annotation, molecular function: carotenoid dioxygenase activity. The record is from RefSeq and is a predicted model, not a curated record. The transcript has 4 exons. Gene Ontology annotation, biological process: carotene catabolic process. NCBI's taxonomy places the organism in Eukaryota, Fungi, Ascomycota, Eurotiomycetes, Eurotiales, Aspergillaceae.